AUUGUGAAAUGUGAAAUGUCAUAGUGUUUAAUUUGUCAAUGUUUAUUGGUAUAUAAUAGAAAAAAAGAAAAAGAGCUAUUAGAAAAGAAUAAUUGGUGAAAAAAACCUUUGAAUUUCAUAAUUUGGUUUUUAAACUUGUGAUUUUGUUUUUACACGAGAGUAAGGAAAUAAAUGGGCAAUUCCGGUCUAAAACAACAUUAUGAAACCGCGUCGAAAACGGGCGUUCUACAAAUAUCUGAUCAUAGAUUGAAGGAAAUUCCACAGGAUGUUUUUAGUUUAUCGGAACAUUUGAGAAAUUUGGACAUAUCCAAGAACAAAAUUGUAAAUUUAGACGAUAUAAGCAGGUUAAAAAUUUUAAAGCAAUUAAACGUAAGCACAAAUGCUAUCCAAGAAUUGCCAUCUUCAAUAGGUAACUUGAGAAAGUUGGAAAUGCUCAACGUAUCAUUUAACUCGAUUCAUUGUUUGCCAGAUUCCUUUUCGAAUUUAAGUAAUUUGAAGCAAAUUUAUUUAAACAAUAACAAGUUUAAACAAUUUCCCAAACAACUUCUUGGACUCACCAACGUUGAAGUGAUUGAUCUUUCGAAUAAUAAGUUGACAAUGUUACCAAGCGGAAUGGCAAAUAUGUUUGCUGCAGAAUUAAAUUUGAGUCAAAAUGAGAUAUCUUCAUUAGGUGAGGAUUUACAUAAAGCACCCCGACUGAAGAUAUUGAGGUUAGAUGAGAAUUGUUUGGGCCUCGACUCAAUUACGCCGAGCUUACUGAGAGAUUCAAAAAUUCAUACUAUCACCAUUGAUGGCAAUCUAUUUGAGCCAAAGCAAUUAACAUCACUCGAAGGGUACAAUGAAUAUUCUGAGAGAUACACAACAAUUAAAAAGAAAAUGUUUUGAUUAAAUAAUAUGAUGUUAAUUUUUUCAAGUAAUUUAAGAAUUUUUGUAUAUAUCGAAAUUAUACCAAUAAUAAUCAUUGUGCUAUGUAAAUGCUAGAAUGUUGCACAACUACUAAUAUAGGUAAAACAAAUUCUGUUAAAAAUAAGUAGUCACUAAUUGUAUUACUGUAAUUAUUAAGCAAUAAUAAUAAUAAUAUACCUGAAUUGUGGUGCACUUCAAAUUAAAUAAUAUUUUUAUUGCAUAGCUUAGUCAUUUGUUCCUUCACCUUAUAAAUUAAAUUAUUUCAAAUAAUAUUUUAUAAUUAAAUGGAGCUAUAGCUAUAUAAUUGAAUAAAGUUUAUACACAAAUUAAAAAA
Messenger RNA from Bicyclus anynana (squinting bush brown), 1240 nucleotides. RefSeq names its product leucine-rich repeat-containing protein 57. The record is from RefSeq and is a predicted model, not a curated record. Lineage: Eukaryota; Metazoa; Arthropoda; Insecta; Lepidoptera; Nymphalidae. The coding region runs from base 172 to 885 and encodes 237 amino acids. Gene Ontology annotation, molecular function: protein binding. The transcript has a single exon.